AUGAGACUUGGCGCUCAGGACGCGACCUAUGCGGCUUUCAAGGCCUUCGUCUCCAAGCUCAUUGCCGAUGCCGCGAAGGAGGUGCGGGUGGGGAUGGAUGGAACUCCUACGGGUGGAGACUCAUUGGGAUGGCAAGUAGAUAAGUUUUGCACAGAGUUUGAUGAGAAACUUCGACGCCUUCAAGCUCACGGCGUGAAGUUGCCGACAACUGUGCAGGGCUGGUUUCUUCUCAAAAAGGCCAAUGUGACCAGGGAGCAGCGACAACUUGUGCUCACUCAUGCACCCGGCCUCGAGAGGAACAAGGUCCAAGAAGCCUUGUACUUGUUUCUUGGCCAGGAUCACAAAGCAGCCGUGGUUCCUGAACGUCGUCCAUUUGGACGAGGCAAGGGGCACAAAGCCUUUGUGGCUGAAGAAGGCUGGGAUGAUCUCGAUGAAGCCUUCUACCAAGAAGACCACGGCUGGGAAGAUGACUAUGAGGCUCUGGCCAUUGAAUCCUGGCAGGAUGACGACUUCGGCUUCGAUCAAGAGGCCGGUUACUACCAGUACGACAAUGAGCAUGAGGAUGAAGAAGAAGGGAAGGCUCCAGAUCCCAAGGCUCGUUCAUUCGCAGCCAUCCAGUGUUUGCGCUGCGGCGCAUCCGGCCACAUGGCCGCCAACUGUCCAAAGAAGGGCACCUCGACGAGUUCCAGUCCUUCUGCUGUCAACUCACCAGCCAAGCGACAGCACACGGAAGGCAUGGCCGCAAACACCACCCCCAUAGAUGAACAUGGUCAUGUGAUUUUUGAGGAUCUCCAAGGUCGACAGCGUGUUGAUUGCACCAUGAUUGACCCUGGUGCAAGCGCCUUUCUGAUGGGCACCGGACCGUUUGAGCGCUACAUCCAACACCUUCAAGAGCUGCAGUAUCCAGUUGAUGACAUCCAGAUGACUUCCAUCAAGCGUGUUUUUCAUUUUGGUGGAGACCACAGCGUGAGUUGUCACUGGAAAGCUAGGUUGCCGGUGUUUUUCAACCACAACUAUGGCUACGUCACUGGAUUUGUCAUCUCAGGUGAGACACCUAUGUUGAUGGGUCGCCCCAUCCUUGAAGCUCUUGGUUUGGCGCUCAACUUUCAAAAGAAGCUGUUGAUGUGGGAAGACUCCCCCUGGCAGGACAUCACCAUUGGUCGACAUGGGGAAUACUUGUUGCCUCUCACAGCCGACUUCCAACCUGACAUGCUCACUCGGCCACCGGCGUUCGACCUUGUCCUGGCAGAUUCCGCCCUCCACGAGGAUGUUGAGCCCUUCACCGUGGAUUUCAAGACUUACAAGAGUCAGGAGGGGGUCUCUCAGGACGCCGGUCAGACGCCAGUGGCAGAGGGGAGCCGGAAGAUCGUGCUGAAAGACUGGAAGCGCAUUGACCAUGCGCUCAACCACACAGAGCGCCAACUUCAGGCCAUGACCCAGUUGCUCCGUUGUGCACCUCAUCACCUGCGACCAGCCUUGGAGAAGGAGACUGACACCCUGAUCAACGGCAUCCAAGAAGCAAAGAAGGCUAUGUCAGAGCUGAAGAGCAGAGGAGUCACCAGACUUUUGGAUCUCAAUGUGGCCAAUCGACGUCGCAUCGAAGACUUAGAGUCGGAAGAGGAGGAGAUGGAACAAGAAAUGGAAGAAGAAGAGGAAGACUUGCAGCCUCCUGUGCAAAGACGCCGACUUGAAGCACCAAUUGGUUCACCACAAGCUGUAGCACCUGCGCUCAAUGACGCCACUCAGCCUGCACCAGAUGAUGAACCAAUACAGUCCGAACCGGAUUUGGAGUACGCCCAAGCCUCAAGUGCUGCUGCAGACAAUGUCGAGUUCAUUGUUCGCUUUUGGAAUGAGCUGUUCAACCCUCAACUUGAGUUGAAAUCCAACCUGGCCCGGUCAGAGAGCUCACUACAACCAGUGCUGAUUACAGAUGCCAAAGCCUUGUACGACACUUACCAUAGAGAUGCCUUCAACCAUGGCUCCAACGACAAACGCACAGCCCUGGAAGUGAAAGUGACCCGCCAACAAGUUGAGAGUUUUGGCGGAAGACUCAAAUGGGUCAGUUCUGAACGCCAGUACGGCGACGGACUGACAAAGCUGUCAGCAAGGCAGCUCCUGGCCGACAGACUCAGACAUGGAUCCAUCAAGUACACUUGGGAUCCAACAUACACCGCGGCAAAGAAGAAGCCGCUCGAAAGUAGCAUGCCUCCUAGCCAUGGACGUGCGCUUUUUGCGCUGCUGCUGAUGUCGGCACUCCCGCCGGCAUGCGCUGCCGAUGGCGACGAGAAGCCACCACACCUUGGGUGGCUCUGGUGGUUGGUCAUGGUUUUUGUUGCUGCAGCAAGCUGCUUUUUGGGCCACUGGCUCACGCGGAGGCGAAACACGCCCAUCGUGAAGAACCUGACGGACUCACUCCGAGAGGCAGUGAAACUCCGAGAUGAAGCCCUGGAUUCCAUGAUUCUCUACCGGCAACGUGCCAUUGAGAAUCAGAAAGCUGCGCGUGAACAACGCAUAGCCAAUGAGCUCGUUCUUCAAGAACUGGACCAGGCUCGCUCGGAACUACAAGAGCUAAGGCAACAACGACGCCAAAGCGGACCUCCACUCACGCCCCAGGAAGAAGCAGAUCGCCGCAUAGCAGCUGAGUCUCACUAUCGUGAGACAUUGCUGGACGCCAAGGGUCUUCUCCAGAGAUGCUGGCGAGAAAUGGUGGAACACGUGGGCUGGGAAAAGAAGGCCUCAGAUGGGCACUUGGACGGCCUUUUGCGAGACGACCCAGAGGCCAUGGCUGAAGCGAAGAGACGGUUCGAUGCCUUCAUGGCAGGCGACGCGUCCCUGCUGCCAGACGACAUCAAAGAGCUCUUCGGCCAAACAAUGAAAACGAAGAUCGGAUCCUCCAAAGAGUACCAAGCCCUUCGGAACUUGCAAGCGAAAGCCACCACCAACAUCGAGCGAAAGCACGUCUAUGUCACCAUUGGCCAUACUGCAGACAUUGCCCUGAAGAAGGACGUCUUGGACUGGGUCUCUUCGAAGAAUUGGACGAAUGGAGAGAUCUUUGUGGAAGCUAAGAUGAGUUUGAGUGUAAGUUGCAAGAUGCUGAGAGAUUGCAAGUACUUGGUGGUGUCCGGAGACAUCAAGAUCCAGGACCGGUGGGGAACGGAGGCAUCGGUGCGGCUGGGAAGUGCUUGGGAAUGUGGAGAAAAACGAAUGAAUGAAGUGGACACAUGGGGUUUGAGGUAG
Messenger RNA from Durusdinium trenchii, 3237 nucleotides. NCBI's taxonomy places the organism in Eukaryota, Dinophyceae, Suessiales, Symbiodiniaceae. The record is from the annotation of a GenBank genome assembly.